Molecule: messenger RNA, 1074 nt
Organism: Ornithorhynchus anatinus (platypus)
Lineage: Eukaryota; Metazoa; Chordata; Mammalia; Monotremata; Ornithorhynchidae
Gene: ERFL
Product: ETS repressor factor like
Exons: 5
Coding region: 1-1074 (357 amino acids)
Biological process (GO): regulation of transcription by RNA polymerase II; cell differentiation
Cellular component (GO): nucleus
Molecular function (GO): DNA-binding transcription factor activity, RNA polymerase II-specific; sequence-specific DNA binding
Source: RefSeq, a predicted model, not a curated record
AUGGACUGUAACUGCGUCUCCGACCUGCUCUUCACGCCGCCGGUGCCCGCUCUCUGGACCCCCGGCUUCGCCUUCCCGGACUGGGCCUACAAGCCCGAGUCGUCGCCGGGCUCCCGGCAGAUCCAGCUGUGGCAUUUCAUCCUGGAGCUGUUGCAGAAGGAGGAGUACCAGGGGGUCAUCGCCUGGCAGGGGGACUACGGGGAGUUCGUCAUCAAGGACCCCGACGAGGUGGCCCGGCUGUGGGGCAUCCGCAAGUGCAAACCUCACAUGAACUACGACAAGCUCAGCCGGGCCUUGCGCUACUACUACAACAAGCGGAUCCUGCACAAGACCAAGGGGAAGCGCUUCACCUACAAGUUCAACUUCAGCAAAGUCGUCCUGGUCAACUACCCGCUGCUGGACAUGGCGGCCGGCUCCCCGCUGCUGCUGGCGCAGGGGCCCUUCGGGGGGGCGCCCGGGCCCGACUGCCCACCUCUCACUCCCGAGACGCUGCAGACCCUGUUUUCCACCCCGCGCCUGGGGGAGCCGGGGGCUCGGACCCCUUUGUUCACUCAGCACCUUUCGACUUCCGAGACGGACAAACUGCGACUGGACAGUCCCUUCCCCUUCCUGGGCUCAGGUACCUCCGGUUACCCCAAGCCCCCCGGCCUGCUGGGCCCCUACAACCGCUCCUUCCCGGACUACCCCUGGAACUUUAACCCUUACCUGUCGGGCCCCUUCCCCAAACUCCCCGCCUCCCUCUACCCCCCCCACUUCUACCCCAACCCUCUGGCCAGCUCCCUGACCCAGCUGCCAGCAGGAGGGACGACGGCUCCCCCGCCCCCCGGGGCGGGCGAGGGUCCCGUGCCCUCGGAGAGGCCCAGCCUGGCCCCCCGCCUCUGCCCGCCGGGGUCCGGGGGAGCGGAGCGCGGGGCCGGGGCCGGGCCCGCGGCGCUGGGCAAGGAGGAGAGCGACUCGGAGCUGGAGAUCACAGACGUCAGCGACUGCAGCUCCGACAGCGAGGCCGGCGCCGACCUCCCGCCGCCCCCGGGCCCCAAGACCAAAGCGGGGGGCAAAGCCAGGCCAGGGACCUGA